Messenger RNA from Coffea arabica (coffee), 873 nucleotides. Lineage: Eukaryota; Viridiplantae; Streptophyta; Magnoliopsida; Gentianales; Rubiaceae. The record is from RefSeq and is a predicted model, not a curated record.
AUGGCAGCCCAAAGAACCUUGAGGGAGCUUGCAACCCCGGAUGUUAACCAACAGCCUCUGUGCAUCACGUACCUUGACACUGAGGAAGCAUUUGAAUUAAAUUCUGGUUUGAUUCACUUAUUACCCACUUUUCAUAGUGUUGCAGAUAAGGCCAAGGACUGGUUGUUCUACUUGCCAUCGGGGUCCAUCACUACGUGGGAAGCAUUAAAACGAAAAUUCCUUGAGAAGUUCUUCCCAACCUCCAGGGCCGCCAACAUCAGAAAGGAGAUAUGUGGAGUUAGGCAAGCAAAUGGAGAGACUCUCUAUGAAUAUUGGAAGCGAUUCAAACAACUGUGUGCCAGUUGCCCCCAUCAUCAAAUUUCUGACCAACUGUUAAUCCAGUAUUUCUACGAGAGACUCCAACCCAUGGAUAGGAGUAUGGUGGAUGCAGCCAGUGGAGGAGCUUUGGUUAAUAAAACCCCAGACGAAGCCAAACUGUUGAUUUCAAACAUAGCUGAGAACUCUCAACAGUUUGGGACCCGGUCUGAGGGCAUGACUAGGAGAGUCAAUGAGGUCAAUCAUGCUGACCUGGCACAUCAGUUAAUGGAGCUAACAACUUUGAUUCGACAGAUGGCAAUGGGGAAGGCUCAAACCGUAAAAACAUGUGGGAUAUGUGCGGCCCCCGAACAUACAACCGACAUGUGCCCAACUCUUCAAGAGGAUCCGUACGAGCAGGCCAAUGCCAUGGGUGGUAUGUCUGGAGCCCACCUAAGAAGAAAUGACCCUUACGCACCCACAUACAAUCCAGGGUGGCAGAACCACCCCAACUUCAGCUAUGCUCAAAAACCUUCGGGCUUCCAACAACCAUUUUCACAGAAAUUGCCAAUACAAUAG